This is a messenger RNA of Manihot esculenta (cassava), 2302 nucleotides long. Its product is annotated as tubby-like F-box protein 3. Gene Ontology annotation, molecular function: protein binding. The record is from RefSeq and is a predicted model, not a curated record. The coding region runs from base 648 to 1868 and encodes 406 amino acids. Lineage: Eukaryota; Viridiplantae; Streptophyta; Magnoliopsida; Malpighiales; Euphorbiaceae. The transcript is spliced from 6 exons.
GUGGGACACAUGUAGAGCAAAUUCUGGUCUCCCUGGCCUCACCCCUGACCCUAGUACAGACGCAUAUCACAGCGCAUACCUCCGCCAUUGCUUUCUUACUUGACCCCUGGCCCUAGCUUUCACAGCAAUGCCUCUCAUGGCCCCAUCCCAAGUUCCCAUUUUUCUUCCCCUCAGAUCCAUUUGCACCCUUCUGAGGUUUGCUUAUCCCAACAUCUGCACACUUCAUUAACUUAUUGGAGAUUGUGAUUGUGGAGGAUUGAUUUUAUUUCAAUGUGCUGAUUCUUCGAUUAUGGAACUGUAGAUCUGAAUCUGUGUAUUAGGGCUGUGUUAACUCCCCUACCCCCUUUUGAAUAUGAUUUAUAAUUGAUCUUCACAUUUUUGGAGAUGAAUUAGUGGAUAUGGUACUCGCUUCCGUCGAAAGUGUAUACUUUUAGCUUCUGAGGUUUCUGGGUAUUGUUGAUCAGUGAACAUCAGCUUCUGUAUUACAGUUAAGAACAGGUCUUUUUGGAUGUAAAUGUGAGGGCAAUAAGUAUUUUCAGAGGAUCGGCUAUUUCCAGAUGUUUUAAAAAAUUAUUAUUAUUAUUGUUUUUCUUGUGAGUGUGUGUGUUUUCUAGGUCCUCCAGAGUUGAAAAUUUAAGGGGGCGAAGAUGUCUUUCAAGAGCAUCCUUCAGGACAUGAGGGGUGACUUUGGGAGCAUGUCUAGAAAAGGGUUCGAUGUGAAAUUUGGUUCUGGGAUGCGAUCGAGGUCGCACAGAGUGGUCCAGGACACCUCUUUCGUGCCCGUUGAUGCAUUUGAGCAGAGCUGCUGGGCUAACAUGCCGCCUGAGCUUUUGAGGGAUGUGCUAACGAGAAUCGAGGCAUCUGAAACUACUUGGCCAUCCCGGAAAAAUGUGGUUGCUUGUGCCGGUGUGUGCAGAAAUUGGAGAGAAAUUAUGAAAGAAAUUGUGAAAACCCUGGAAGAUUCGGGCAAGUUGACAUUCCCAAUCUCCUUGAAACAGCCUGGUCCAAGGGACUCCCUCCUCCAGUGCUACAUCAAACGGAAUCGUAACCACCAAACAUAUUAUCUUUACCUCAGCUUAAAUCAAGCAUCAAACGAUGAUGGUAAGUUUCUUCUUGCUGCACGGAGGUGCCGACGGCCUACUUGCACAGAUUACAUCAUCUCUUUAAAUUGUGAUGACGUGUCCAGGGGGAGUAGCACAUACAUUGGAAAGUUGAGAUCCAAUUUUCUGGGAACCAAGUUCACCAUCUAUGAUGCACAGCCUCCAAAUUCUGGAGCCAAAGUUGUUAAAUGUCGCUCCACCAGGAUAGUUAACAUGAAACAGGUCUCCCCCAGGGUCCCUGCAGGGAACUAUCCUGUGGCCCACGUCUCAUAUGAGCUGAAUGUCUUAGGUUCAAGAGGUCCAAGGAGAAUGCAAUGCGUUAUGGAUGCAAUCCCUGCCUCUUCUGUUGAACCUGGUGGAGUGGCCCCUACACAGACUGAAUUUUUGCAUAGCAAUUUGGAUUCCUUUCCCUCACUUCCAUUUUUCAGAUCAAAAUCUACCCGCACAGAGAAUUUCCAAUCUGGUCCUUUGGCAGGCUGUGACGAUGGAAUGCUAGUCUUAAGGAACAAGGCACCUAGGUGGCAUGAACAACUCCAGUGUUGGUGUCUGAACUUCAAUGGACGGGUGACAGUUGCUUCAGUUAAGAAUUUCCAGCUGGUUGCUUCUCCAGAGAAUGGAGUUGGCAGGCAGGACCAUGAGAAUGUAAUUCUUCAGUUUGGGAAAGUGGGAAAAGACGUGUUCACCAUGGAUUAUCAAUAUCCAAUCUCUGCUUUCCAGGCAUUCGCUAUAUGCCUUAGUAGCUUUGACACUAAGAUCGCCUGUGAAUGACAGACAAGCAGGUAUUCAGAAUGUUCCAGAAAAGUUGGUUGCGCAUGUAUUUGUUGUCUUGUGCUGUAUGGCAUGGGAGCCUUGCAACAAAGUUUCUGGGUAGUUCAAUCUGUUUCCUUCUAAUUGGCACAUGAAGAAUUAGGAUUUUAUUUUGUUUUUUUAAAUUUUCUAUGUAUAUAUUAACUUGUUGGUAUCAUGAGGCAAACUGUGCUCCAAUCUGUAGGUUGUGCUGUGGCUGACAAACAUCAUCACUUGGUUCGUUGAGUGUUAGAUGCUUGACACGUUAACAGGGAGUUGUUUCAUGAGUUUGCUUGUAGUUUUCCUAGUGGAAGGUUACUGUUGCUACUUGCUUUUGAUGUUGUAUUCCUACUUAUUCUGUAGUUUCGAAAAUUCUUCCCAAGUUGAACAGUUGAAAUUUUAGAAUUUGUUAAUUA